Orussus abietinus is the source of this 1902-nucleotide messenger RNA. It is a transcript of the gene cN-IIIB, whose product is annotated as 7-methylguanosine phosphate-specific 5'-nucleotidase. The record is from RefSeq and is a predicted model, not a curated record. The transcript has 5 exons. Gene Ontology annotation, cellular component: cytoplasm. Gene Ontology annotation, molecular function: 5'-nucleotidase activity; magnesium ion binding. Bases 498 to 1382 code for a protein of 294 amino acids. NCBI's taxonomy places the organism in Eukaryota, Metazoa, Arthropoda, Insecta, Hymenoptera, Orussidae.
AAGAAGACCAAACAUUAAGUUUAAACAGGGUCAGCGAUGCGCGCUCAUGUUACAUAGAACGAAAUAUGCUUUGACUUGGGGCGUAUGCGCGGUUCCCCGUACUGACGCCGACCCAGCGAGCAUACUUCCUAACGAGGCACGUAACCGAUCUAUUGUCAACUGUUCUCGACUCACUGCGACUCACCGCGUGUAUACGGUAACUCGAGCUGAUCGAGCAAAUGACUGGCGGCCAAACGCGUACACCAUUCAUGAUUUCCCUACCACCCCUGCCACUCUGCCCAACGCCACCCAACGCCGUCCGUCACCAACGUCAUUCGAGCAACGACGAGCGAACGGGGCGACCGCGGCAGAUUCAACCAGAUUCAACAGGGAAAAGCGGAAAAGGAGUAAAUCUUUUUUUCUUUUUUUUUUGCUCAAGGGCCGCGGUCUCUUGCGCACGUCGCGUCCAGUUACCGGAUUUUUUGGAAAAAGAAAUUUAAACCACCCCGUAAAGAAACAUGAAAUGUGCUGCAUCCAUCGAAGACUUUCCUGUUUUGAAGUUACCCCACGUGUACAUGAAAGAUGAGGCCCAGGUACUUCGUACCAUUAACAGGAUGAUCGAAGCCGGCUCCGACAAGUUACAAGUUAUUACAGAUUUCGAUCUGACUUGUACAAAACAGCACGUAAAUGGCAAACCAGUUUUGACUUCAUUUGGGAUAUUUGGAAAAUGUACACAGCUCCCGGUAACAUAUGCAGUUGAGUCAAAAAAACUGUACAAGAAGUAUCGACCCAUUGAAAUCGAUCCAGAAUUGUCGGUAAACAAUAAAACCGAAGCAAUGAACGAAUGGAUGGUAGCGGCUGAAAAGUUAUUAUGUGGAUUCGAAUUUGAUUCAAAAGAACUAGCCGAAGUUGCUAAAAAGUAUGGAACGGCUUUAAGAGAUGGUACAAAGGAUUUGUUCGAGAAGCUGUUCGAAGCUAAAGUACCUAUCUUGGUAUUUAGUGCGGGACUGGGAGAUGUAGUCGAAGCGGUACUCAAAGACCAAGAUGUCUUAUUUAAAAACGUCAAGGUUAUAUCAAACUUCCUUAAAUACGAUGGUAGGAAGUUGAAUGGCUUCCAACAGGACAGAUUCAUACAUGUCUUCAACAAAAACGAACACGCAAUAAAUGGCGAGUAUUUUCAAAUCCUCGAAGGAAGAGGAAACGUAUUACUGAUGGGAGAUUCCAUAGGCGAUGCCAACAUGGCAGAUGGAGUUAAAGAUCUUGAAGCCAUUUUAAGGAUCGGCUUCCUUUAUGAUCAUGCGGAGGCAAGUUUGCCUGCAUAUAUGGAAGCAUUUGACAUCGUUCUGGUGGAUGAUCAGACAAUGAACGUGUCAAGGGAUAUAACAAAGAAGAUUUUAGAGUAACUUGCCAUGAACUAAAUCGAUGGGUCUGAGGAUGCUACUGCUGAAAAGUAAAGGGAAUUGCCCCGCACCUGUAUAAAUUUGCAUUUUUAAUUGUAAGGAGUUAAACGAACCGCAUCAUGCAUUUUUCACUUAAUCGACAGCGUAGAUGGGAAGGUUAGAGUUACAAGAGGUCAGAGUCCGUACUGACACUGCGCAGAAAGAAUUUACUUUAUUUUAUGUUGAAAUGGUUCUUCGUUACUGCCUUGACAAACUUUUGUCGAUCUUCAGCUGCGAGUUUUUUUUAAUCUUUUGUCCAUCACUUUUCUUUUGCCCGCGUGACACUCCGUCGAAAUUGAGUAACCGCAAGUAAUUAUGUUUUAUCUGACAAAUUGUCGCCGUUAUUUUCGCUGAAAGUCUCUUUACAAUAAAUGUCUUUGUACUUUUAACUUUGGGACAUUUUUAAAAGAGUCCUACCAUCCUUUAUGUACCCUAUUAUUUUGCCGAAAACUUCUCUUUGAUUAGAAUAAAUUGAAUUCCAUUA